This is a messenger RNA of Drosophila kikkawai, 1924 nucleotides long. It is a transcript of the gene par-6, whose product is annotated as partitioning defective protein 6. NCBI's taxonomy places the organism in Eukaryota, Metazoa, Arthropoda, Insecta, Diptera, Drosophilidae. Gene Ontology annotation, molecular function: protein binding. The record is from RefSeq and is a predicted model, not a curated record. Gene Ontology annotation, biological process: centrosome cycle.
AAAUAAUACCAAACACUCGCCCGAACGAGAUUUAAUACCAUCCACCUCCAUCCAUUUCUUUUAUUUAAUUAGUUUUUAAUUUAGACUUCUAACUCUAAUUUAUUGGCCUCGCAGCCUUUUAAUUUCGGUGCCCCCAUCGCCCAUCGGUUCGUUUCGGUUUCCAUCGUCCGGAUCCAGAAAGAUCAGCUCGGUUUUUCACAAGCAGAGAAACUGAACUUGGCAACUUUGGGUGUUGUGUGUGAAAAUUGCGUGGAACGGUGCAAGGAAAAAUGUCAAAGAACAAGAUAAACACAACCACUGCCACGGCGGCCACUGGGGAGACGAUUCUAAUCGAGGUGAAAUCGAAGUUCGAUGCCGAGUUCAGGCGCUGGAGUUUCAAGCGGAAUGAGACGGAGCAGAGCUUCGACAAGUUUGCUGGCCUCAUUGAACAGCUCCACAAGCUGGCCAACAUACAGUUUCUCAUUCUGUAUAUCGAUCCGCGGGACAAUGAUCUGCUGCCCAUCAACAACGAUGAUAACUUUCUCCGGGCUCUGAAGACGGCACGUCCCCUGCUAAGGGUAAUAGUCCAGCGGAAAGAUGACCUGAACGAGUAUUCUGGCUUUGGAACGAUGAAGCCGCGUAAUCUUAUAGGCAGCAUUCUAAUGGGACACACGCCCGUAAAGACCAAGGCCCCAUCGAUAUCGAUACCCCAUGACUUUCGUCAGGUGUCGGCCAUUAUUGAUGUGGAUAUAGUACCAGAAACGCAUCGGAGAGUGCGUUUGCUUAAGCAUGGCAGCGACAAGCCGCUGGGAUUCUACAUUAGGGAUGGCACAUCCGUAAGGGUAACGGCCAGCGGUUUGGAGAAGCAGCCGGGCAUUUUUAUAUCCCGUUUAGUGCCGGGCGGUUUGGCCGAAAGCACCGGUUUGCUGGCCGUCAACGAUGAGGUAAUCGAGGUGAAUGGCAUCGAGGUGGCUGGUAAGACGCUUGACCAGGUCACCGAUAUGAUGGUGGCCAAUAGUUCCAAUCUAAUCAUUACCGUAAAGCCGGCAAAUCAGCGAACGCUGACCUCGACACAUCGCGGCUCCUUUUCGCGGAACAGCCAGUUGUCGAGUGGAUCGCAUCACACUAAUAAUACAAACACCUCCGAUGAGAUUGAGCAUGACGAUCAGGAUGAUAUCGUUGAUCUUACGGGGGUGACACUUGACGAGAGUCCCACAGCCACUGGCAAUCACAAUCACAAUCAAGCGGCAUCAUUGCAGCCAUUAUCCUCAUCACCCUCGUCGCAUCACCAGCAGGCAGCCUCCAAUGCGUCAACGAUAAUGGCCAGCGAUGUCAAGGAUGGAGUGCUGCAUUUGUAGGAUUAGCCUAGCCAUCAUCAUAAGCAUCAUUUUUGUGGUCAUUAGAUUGGAAAGUCGAGUCAAUCUUGUAAAGUUAUGCCAGCUAGGAAUCGCUUGAAUCCGCUGCUCAACGCCGGCUUUUGGUGAGGAGUAUCUGUAAGGAGAAUAUCCUUGUUAAUCAUAUCCCUUAAAGGCGGCGAUCCCAUUAUUAUUUGUGCAGAGUUUCCCCCUCAUAAACAUUCCACACAAUUAUUCAUUUGCACGUUUUUUUGAAUGCAGUUCCAGUCAGUUGUCCCCGAAAGAUAUAUUUAUAUAUUUUUGUGUGUGUGUGUGUGUAUUUAAAUUUGUAAGAUUUACGUCUUGUUAUUAUUAGAGUGAGACGGAGCAUCAAAUGCAGAAGGCAGCCAGAGUGAAAGAGAUAGAGAGAGAGAGGGAGAGAAAUUUACUUAAUUAUUAAUUUAAACAACAAAGAUCAUUAUACACAAAAGCACGACUAAUUUAUACCAACCCAAAAAAAAAAAAAACAUUCCAUUCGAUGUAGCAGAAUCUAUAUAUAUUUUUUUAAAUGUGUGAGACAAUUUAUUAAACUCGGUGUACUUUUUAUCCCA